UGUCCAUGUGGACGUUGACUCAGCACAACAGCCCAUUGGUGCAGAGAAAGGAAAAGCAGACGAGAGGCAGAAACAAAGGGCCGUACACUCAUCUGAACGAGCAGUAAACACCGCUGUGGAGACCCACGAGCCCGACAGUAAGGAGAGCACUGGGAUCAUCUCUUCUGGCAGCCUUAACAUCCACGCGCCAUCCAGUGCGUCCAGUGAACCACAAGGUGGCAGACAAUCAGGCCAUGGCAGGGGGUAGAAGGCCGAACCCCGAAUGAAGGACCAGCUCUCUGGUAUUUUAUUUUGCCCCAAAACACUCAGAUGCAGGCAGUACCCUCAAUGUCUCUGGACCACCAGCUCUGCUCAUCACUCGUUUCCAGUCGGACAUUCGGCUGCCCUGCUCCUUGAACGUGACGCCCAGACACAUUGACCCUCAAAGGCUCAGGGUCACCUGGAGACACAAAAAUCACACCGUGGCUCACUACAGUGGAAGUGGAAGAAUCGUCCUACUUACUCCACGAGUCUAUCUGGCAAGAGAGAGCCUGAAGGAUGGAGAUGCCUCUCUGCUGCUGAGUCCAGUUGACAUCGAGGACGAGGGUCGUUAUGUGUGUCAGGUGGCGUAUGACCAAGAGAAUCAGGAGGUCACCACUCAUGUGGUGGUCAGAGCUGCCCCUCGGGUCCUCUUCACCCAGGGGCCUGACAGCGUCCUGAACUGCAGUGCCACAGGUUUCUACCCUGCUGCCAUCUCCUUUACAAUUGGCCAACAUAGUAAGGAGGUGAAGAUGGAGCGCCCAGCUGGACAGCUCCUGCCAGAUGGCACCUUCAGGGCAGAUAGCACAGUAAACGUGAGAGCUUGGAGGGCCGGGAGUGACCCGUUCUACUGUGAAGUCAGGCACGAAGCUCUGGAUCAGCCGAUUAGGACACGCCAGCAAGAAGAUGCCAUUCCAAAGGUCUCCUUCAAGCUGUACUCAGAGGUGGAAAACCUGGAGGACACAGUGCAGUGCAUUGCGACGGGCUUCAAUGCCCCUGAAAUCAUGUUCACCAUCUUUCGCUUGAACUCUGUUGUGAAGCAGAAGGAGCUGGUGGGUGAAAGCCAGCCAGAUGGUACCUAUGAGGCCAAGCUGGUGUACACCUUCAUGAAGAACCACGAGAACUUCAGGGAGUUGCAGUGCAUGGUGACUCAUGCCUCGAUGGAUGAACCAAUCCGAAAGCAUCUCAUAGUUCCUCUGACCAUCGCGUUGCAGAAUCGAGCAGAGCUGGACAAGGUGUCAGACAUGAUCUGUGUGGCCGAGCGCUUCCUCAAUCCCGUCGAGUACUUUGUCUGGAGGAAAGGAGAGGAAGUUGUUUACUCAGAGGCAGCACCCAAAGGACAGAUGCCCGAUGGCACCUACACAGCAGUCAGCUGGUACCGCUUCACUCCAAGCAGCCGUGAUCAAGUGUCCUGUGAGGUUCAGUACCAGCACACGAAGACAACUAGGAGAUAUGUGACAUAUACUGGUCAGUCCUUCACGGAGCUGUUCAUAGUUGGCAUAGUCAUCCUCGGCCCGCUGCUCCUCAUCCUCAUUAUCAUUCUAUGGCACUCCUCAGUGUUCCUCUCACCUAUCGUCCCUGAGAAGAUGAUCUACGAUGAGCCUGGCAUGCUGACCUGCAGUAUGUCUGGUUGGUGCCUGCGCAUGGUCUCCAUAAAGUGGUUCUUGAAUGAGGAGGAGAUCCAUCUAGAUGCUGAGGAGGAUGAGGACAAGGAUGAGGACGAUGACAACAUGUGGGAGAGCCAAAGUGACAUGUCUGGCUACUCCAUGAAGAGGGGCCACAUCAGCAGGAAGGGCUGCUGUAAGGCCGAGACCACCAUCAGCCUUAAGUUCACCCCCAAUGAGUCCGAGCAUGAGGACAGGGCCUUCAAGUGUCAGGCCACCCACCGAAUGACCAGGAAGCGGGUGGCACGAGUGCUAGUCUUUGAGAGUGAAGGGCAAUGAAGCAUAUGACCUUCAACCCCAGGAGCCUACCCUAUUUGAAACCAAGUGCCUUGACACUGGACACUGGACCAUGAGGCUCUUUGCCUUCUUCAUACAGUAUGUGCCUGCUAUCUGGGCAGUCCAGAAAGUGUGUCCUGUUGGGUCCAGGAAGCAGAAGCUGUGGAUCACUGUUUGUAGUAUUAGAGUCAAGGACAGAUAAAUGGUGGCCGGCUGAGGAGCAGUCCAGGUGCAAGUGGAGGCCACUGUGUUGGACAGCAGUUGUGUAUAUAAAAACGUAAAGCUUAACUCUG
Polypterus senegalus (gray bichir) is the source of this 2251-nucleotide messenger RNA. RefSeq lists its product as uncharacterized. NCBI's taxonomy places the organism in Eukaryota, Metazoa, Chordata, Cladistia, Polypteriformes, Polypteridae. The record is from RefSeq and is a predicted model, not a curated record. The transcript has 8 exons. Bases 771 to 1961 code for a protein of 396 amino acids.